AUGAGUGCUAGUGGAAUGCUGUACGGAGGCGAUGAGAUCGGAGCGCUGGUUUUCGAUCCCGGCCACCACACGUUGCGUGUGGGGUACGCACAAGAGGAAACACCGAAAGCCGACAUACCCUCCGUUGUUGGCGUUGGUCCGGCCGAUCCGGUCAUGAACUCCGAUCUGGAGACAAAAGCAGACAACAACAUAGGAAGCACGAAUAAGUACUAUGUGGACACGACGUAUGUCAACGGUGCCAGACCGAACAUGGAAAUUCAAUCCUACAUGAAGGAUGGAAUGAUUGAAAACUGGGAUCUCUUUGAAAAAGUUGUGGAUUUCGUAUACGCCAAGGUUGUGCAGUCAGACUCGAUGUACCAUCCGGUACUGUUUUCGGAAGCGGCAUGGAACGUCCGCAAUAAUCGGGAACGUUUGACGGAGCUCAUGUUCGAAAAGUAUAACGUUCCUGCAUUCUUUCUCGUGAAAAAUGCGGUACUCGCCGCAUUUGCCAACGGUCGUGCCACUGCAUUGGUGGUCGAUAGCGGUGCAACGCAUACCUCAGCAGUCCCAGUUCAUGAAGGAUACGUACUCAGUCAGGCGGUCGUAAAAUCACCCCUUGGUGGAGAUUAUCUCUCAUUGCAGUGCCGGCACUAUCUUGAAAGUCAAAACAUUGACCUCACACCCACGUAUGCCAUCGCAUCAAAGGAUGUGAUAAAGGAACGCGAUACACCGCGCUUCACGCAGAAGGAACUGCCGGAAAAACUAACCGCCUCGUGGCACCAGUACAUGCUAAAAGGGCUGCUGCAGGAUUUUCAAAUGUCGGUCGUGCAGGUGCUGGAAACACCGUACGAUGAGCGGACGGCCGCCGCCAUCCCGGCCGUACACUACGAGUUCCCGAACGGCUACCACCAGGACUUUGGCCCUGAGCGUUUCAAGCUAGCCGAAAACCUGUUCGAUCACAAUAUGCUCGGUGCGGGUCAGUUGGCAUCGGCGAGCGUUGGAAUGUGCGACGCAGACGUACGCCUGUCGCUCUACGGAUCUGUGGUGGUAACGGGCGGGAAUUCACUACUGCCCGGGUUUGCGGAACGUCUUAACCGCGAUCUACAGCACAGGGCACCGUCGAACACACGUUUGAAGAUGAUUUCCGCCAAUGGUUCGGUCGAGCGAAGGUUCGGUGCCUGGAUUGGGGGCUCGAUUCUUGGGAGUAUCGGCACAUUCCAGCAGAUGUGGAUAUCGUCGCAAGAGUACGAAGAAUCGGGCAAAAGCCAAGUCGAACGAAAGUGUCCGUAGAGCGCCACAUCGCGCCUCUCGGUGUGGAAUUGUGUGUUUAGGGUUCUUAGUAUGUAUUUUUUUUUUACUUCAUUUCAAUUGUGUAAUAUUCUAUUUUCAAUUAUCGAUGUGACAAAGUGUAAGCUGCAGGGGAAAUAAUAACAUCUGCUUGCAAUGUGGAGCA
Anopheles nili is the source of this 1432-nucleotide messenger RNA. RefSeq names its product actin-like protein 6A (gene Bap55). The transcript is spliced from 4 exons. Gene Ontology annotation, cellular component: SWI/SNF complex; NuA4 histone acetyltransferase complex. Gene Ontology annotation, molecular function: chromatin binding. Lineage: Eukaryota; Metazoa; Arthropoda; Insecta; Diptera; Culicidae. The record is from RefSeq and is a predicted model, not a curated record. The coding region runs from base 1 to 1269 and encodes 422 amino acids. Gene Ontology annotation, biological process: nervous system development; regulation of transcription by RNA polymerase II.